AUGGAUCUCAAACCGGACUCGGAAGAGAUGGUGGACUCUUUCAAGCAACCUCCGGCGAUUGAAGUUUUCGCCAGCAGGUCGACUCUCCAUGGCAUCUCGCACAUGUUCACUUAUGAACGGAUCUGCAUCAAGCAGUGCCUGUGGAUCUUGUUCUUCCUGGGUUCUCUCGGGUUCCUGGUCCUGGUGUGUGUGGACCGGGUCCAGUUCUACUUACAGUACCCCCAUGUCACUAAAUUGGACGAGAUAGCGACACCGCUGAUGAUCUUCCCAGCAGUCACCUUCUGCAACCUCAACACGUUUCGCUUCGGCCAGGUGACACGCAACGAUCUGUACCAUGCCGGAGAGCUCCUUGCUCUACUCAAUGGAAGGUGUGUGUCAUGUCAUUAUGUUUUGUGUGUGUGUGUGUGUGUGUGUGUGUGUGUGGGGGGGGGGGGGGGGGGGGGGGGUGUAUAACACAAUGGAGCCACAACAGUUCCACUUAGCUGUUCAACUUAACCAGUUAGCGCUCAACCAGUUAGCUCUUUAACUUAACCAGUUAGCUGUUCAAUUUAACAUGUUAGCUGUUCUGUUAGCUGUUCAGCUUAACCAGUUAGCUGUUCAACUCAACAAGUUAGCUGUUCUGUUAACUGUUCAGCUUAACCAGUUAGCUGUUCAACUCAACCAGUUAGCGCUUAACCAGUUAGCUGUUCAAUGUUCAACUUAACCAGCCUGGCAGUAUCCUGCUUCUGUACACUACCAGUCAAAAGUUUUAGAACACCUACUCAUUCAAGGGUUUUUCGUUAUUUUUACUAUUUUCUACAUUGUAGAAUAAUAGUGAAGACAUCAAAACUAUUAAAUAACACAUAUGGAUUCAUGUAGUAACCAAAAGAGUGUUAAACAAAUCAAAAUAUAUUUCAUAUUUGAGAUUCUUCAAAUAGCCACCAUUUGCCUUGAUGACAGCUUUGCACACUCUUGGCAUUCUCUCAACCAGCUUCAUGAGGUAGUCACCUGGAAUGCAUUUCAAUUAACAGGAAAAACUUGACCGGUAGUGUACACAAACAACAUGGUGGAGACAUGCAAAACCUUUUAAAGCAUUAUGUAUUUCUAAACCUGAUACAGCUUACCUCACACUUAGGGAACAAGGGUUGAACAUGUGUGAGGGCAUACAGGGUUACAGUAACUCUUUGUGAUAUAAUGAAUAAGCAGGUAGCCUAGCAGUUAAGAGUGUUGGGCCAGUAACCGAAAGGUCGCUGGUUCGAAUCUCCGACCCUACUACGUGAAAUAUCUGUUGAUUUGCCCUAAUUGCUGCUGUAAGUAGCUCUGGAUAAAGAGUGUCUGCUAACAUGUAAACUAUUUAUAAAUGAUUAAUAAAUAAGGAUUAUAUUAUUUGUAAGCAUGACCUCAUGCUGUGGUGAAACCGGUUUGAAAACAUAAAGAGUUACUGCUUUUAAACAGGAAGCACAUUUCUGACCUUUGGCCACUAAUUGGUCUUGACCAAUCAGAUCUUUUUAAACCAUUAGUCUGAAUAGCAACCAUGAAGUUCAUACUCAUUUAUUUUAGUCAUUUAGCAGACGCUCUUAUCCAGAGCGACUUACAUGAGCAAUCAUGGUUAAGUGCCUUGCUUAAGGGCACAUCAACAGAUUUUUCACCUAGUCGGCUCGGGGAUUAGAACCAGCGACCUUUCGGUUACUGGCACAACGCUCUUACCCACUAAGCUACCUGCCGCCCAUUCUAUUCACUUCUGUAUCUGUAUGCCCAGUGAGCACUUUUGCUCAUAGGGUGUGAAUAUCACCACAGGAACUGAAGAAAGCAAUAUACUAUUUAUAAUAUGAGAUCCAAAUCGCUUACCAUACAUAUCUGUUUUUUAAAUUUAAUUUGAUGUGGUAUUUACUUUAGAUUUCACACCUUUCACAUCUUCUAUUUCCAUACCUCCAUCUCUCCUUUCCUUUCCCUCGAUAAACAAUAGACGUGGCAAUCAACAUAAAAAGCUGAUUUACUUUCACAGAGCCUCAUUUGACUGAUUGUCAUCUCUGUCUGUAUUCAGGGAAAGCAGUCAUGUUAGACUGUAGGAGUUAGGGGGAGAAACCACCAGGACAUUCAGGUCUAACAUAUCCCUUUACAUAUUGAUUUAAGUAUUUUGGAUGUACCUCAAGUGUCUUUAGAAUGAUGUUUAGUCAUUACUUUAGAGAACUAAUGUUGCUUUUACGUCUGUGAUUUUUGUAUGAUUUUUAUUAGGAUCCCCAUUAGCUGACGGCAAUGGCGACAGCUAGUCUUCCUGGGGUCCAACACAUAACGAAAAAUACAUUACAGACAAAAGACUUACAACACACCGUUUCAGAACUGUAUGGGAUUCUAUAGGAUGUACUGAACAAGAUGUUUUGGACUCUCUCCUUGACAUUGAAUCAGUUGUUUGUCGUCAGAUUGUGCUUUGUGCGUAUAUCCAUUCUUUCUCUACACACGUGCGCGCACACACACACACACACACACACACACACACACACACACACACACUAUGCCAUUAUUAAACAGCUACCAAAGGCCUUUGCUGCACAUUACUUCAUGUGUAGUUUUAGCAUAUUGAUCACCACUGCUCUUUUGCCUAAGGCCAUGUAAGUACACUACUUCUGUGGUAGCAGACUACAUGUAAGAACAAUACUUCUGUGGUAGCAGGCUACAUGUAAGAACAAUACUUCUGUGGUAGCAGGCUACAUGUAAGUACACUACUUCUGUGGUAGCAGGCUACAUGUAAGAACAAUACUUCUGUGGUAGCAGGCUACAUGUAAGAACACUACUUCUGUGGUAGCAGGCUACAUGUAAGAACAAUACUUAUGUGGUAGCAGGCUACAUGUAAGAACAAUACUUAUGUGGUAGCAGGCUACAUGUAAGAACACUACUUCUGUACAGUGAGGGAAAAAAGUAUUUGAUCCCCUGCUGAUUUUGUACGUUUGCCCACUGACAAAGAGAUGAUCAGUCUAUAAUUUUAAUGGUAGGUUUAUUUGAACAGUGAGAGACAGAAUAACAACAACAAAAUCCAGAAAAAUGCAUGUCAAAAAUGUUAUAAAUUGAUUUGCAUUUUAAUGAGGGAAAUACGCAUUUGACCCCUCUGCAAAACAUUACUUAGUACUUGGUGGCAAAACCCUUGUUGGCAAUCACAGAGGUCAGACGUUUCUUGUAGUUGGCCACCAGGUUUGCACACAUCUCAGGAGGGAUUUUGUCCCACUCCUCUUUGCAGAUCUUCUCCAAGUCAUUAAGGUUUCGAGCCUGACGUUUGGCAACUCGAACCUUCAGCUCCCUCCACAGAUUUUCUAUGGGAUUAAGGUCUGGAGACUGGCUAGGCCACUCCAGGACCUUAAUGUGCUUCUUCUUGAGCCACUCGUUUGUUGCCUAGGCCGUGUGUUUUGGGUCAUUGUCAUGCUGGAAUAUCCAUCCACGACCCAUUUUCAAUGCCCUGGCUGAGGGAAGGAGGUUCUCACCCAAGAUUUGACGGUACAUGGCCCCGUCCAUCGUCCCUUUGAUGCGGUGAAGUUGUCCUGUCCCCUUAGCAGAAAAACACCCCCCAAAGCAUAAUGUUUCCACCUCCAUGUUUGACGGUGGGGAUGGUGUUCUUGGGGUCAUAGGCAGUAUUCCUCCUCCUCCAAACACGGCGAGUUGAGUUGAUGCCAAAGAGCUCCAUUUUUGUCUCAUCUGACCACAACACUUUCACCUAGUUCUCCUCUGAAUCAUUCAGAUGUUCAUUGGCAAACUUCAGACGGGCCUGUAUAUGUGCUUUCUUGAGCAGGGGGACCUUGCGGGUGCUGCAGGAUUUCAGUCCUUCACGGCGUAAUGUGUUACCAAUUGUUUUCUUGGUGACUAUGGUCCCAGCUGCCUUGAGAUCAUUGACAAGAUCCUCCCGUGUAGUUCUGGGCUGAUUCCUCACCGUUCUCGUGAUCAUUGCAACUCCACGAGGUGAGAUCUUGCAUGGAUCCCCAGGUCGAGGGAGAUUGAUAGUUCUUUUGUGUUUCUUCCAUUUGCGAAUAAUCGCACCAACUGUUGUCACCUUCUCACCAAGCUGCUUGGCCAUGGUCUUGUAGCCCAUUCCAGCCUUGUGUAGGUCUACAAUCUUGUCCCUGACAUCCUUGGAGAGCUCUUUGGUCUUGGCCAUGGUGGAGAGUUUGGAAUCUGAUUGAUUGAUUGCUUCUGUGGACAGGUGUCUUUUAUACAGGUAACAAACUGAGAUUAGGAGCACUCCCUUUAAGAGUGUGCUCCUAAUCUCAGCUCGUUACCUGUAUAAAAUAGACCUGGGAGCCAGAAAUCUUUCUGCUUGAGGGGGUCAAAUACUUAUUUCCCUCAUUAAAAUGCAAAUCAAUUUAUAACAUUUUUGACAGGCGUUUUUCUGGAUUUUUUUGUUGUUAUUCUGUCUCUCACUGUUCAAAUAAACCUACCAUUAAAAUUAUAGACUGAUCAUGUCAUUGUCAGUGGGCAAACGUACAAAAUCAGCAGGGGAUCAAAUACUUUUUUCCCUCACUGUAAGAACACUACUUCUGUGGUAGCAGGUUACAUGUAAGAAUGUCACACAUACAAUCUCCAUCUCCAUACAGAACUCUUUCUCUCUCAUUCUCUCUUUCUCUAUGUCUCUCUCAAUUCAAUUUCAAUUUCAAUUUAAGGGCUUUAUUGGCAUGGGAAACGUAUGUUAACAUUGCCAAAGCAAGUGAAGUAGAUAGUAAACAAAAGUGAAAUAAACAAUAAAUAUUAACAGUAAACAUUACACUCAGAAGUUCCAAAAGAAUAAAGACAUUUCAAAUGUCAUAAUAUGUAUCUUCUCAUCUCUAGAUAGAGGGAGCGCGCGCGAGCGGAUCGGAGAGGCGAGGGAGCGGCGGAGGCGAGACGGGGCAGACGAGCGCGAGAAUCGCUAGAAGCGAGAGCGCGCGUCAGUGCGCGAUAGAGCAGGAGAGCUACGAUGGUACUUAGCUGCGUCUAUAUAUCUAUGUAUGGCUCUGCUAUGUAUGCCUCUCUCGUCUCUCUCUCUCUCUCUCUCUCUCUCUCUCUCUCUUCUCUCUCCUUCUCUCUCUCUCUUGACCUUGAUGUUCACAUUACUACUAACCUUGGGGAAAUGUUGAAUGCAUUGUAUUUAAUCGCUCGAAGGUGUUUGCAGGAAUAUGUACAUCUCAGCUAACACAAUCCUUCUAGCGAGGCCUAAGGAAGGAAGGAAACCUCUAGGAUUCUGAAAACUCCUCUCCUGUAUAGUACGAUAAGCUGGGAUGGCAAAGAGGCUUUAGUUUAACUCCAUAGUGCCAGAAAAACGUUACCUGGUCCAUGGGCUUUACAGAGCUGACCAGUCUCGGCAGUCAGUCCAUUACAUGCUCAUAAAGAGGUGUUGUUAUUGCAAAAAUAUGAAAACAAAGUCAUGCAGUAUGAAAUGAAAAAGGUAAAGCUGAGCAGAGCAGCAAUGGUGUCCUCUAAAUUAGCCUGAGAUAGAGAGAGAAGGGAGACAGAAGGAGAGAGAGAGAGAGAGAGAAAUAUGAGUGUAGAGAGAGUGGAGCCGACUCAGAGAGAAUGAAAGAGGGAGCAAGAGGAGAGAGAGAGCGAGGGAUGACAAGCAGAAGCAAUUAACCAGUGUCUGGUAAGCUGUGUGAUAAACAAGCCUUUAUCCCAGUGUAAUUAGUGGUGUUUGUGAAACCACAGUGGUUGCGUCCCAAAUGGCACCCUAUUCCCUAUCUAGUCCCAAAUGGCACCCUAUUCCCUAUAUAGUCCCAAAUGGCACCCUAUUCCCUAUGUAGUUCACUACAUUUGACCAGGGCCCAGGAACUUGCAUUUGGGAUGCAAGUUGAAGUUGUAUUCUUAGUCGUAUGUACAGGAUAAGCAUGAUAGACACCUUCCAACGAAAUGCUUACUUGCAUGUUCCUUUUCGGCAAUGCAACAACAAUAAUAAAUAAUAAAAUGCACCCAAAAUGCACCGUGUUGUGGUUACCUUGCGCUCUCUGAAUAAAUCUAAUUCAACCGCUGAAAACCCUCCCACUUUCUGGCCAACUGAUUUUCUCGUGUAGUUUUCAUUCAAUAGGGUUUUCAGUACAUUUAUUUUAAGCCAUCCCUUUAAAUAGAAUAUAUAGAGAGAACGGGUUCAGAAUAUAUGGAUCAAUGAAACAAUGCCAUCUAUGCAUCUUCAUCUUCGUUUCACCACCAACUGGAAGAUUACAAAAUUCUCUGAUCUUGUAGAUUAUUUAGGCAAAUGUUAGGGUUAGGAAAGUAUGUAUGAAUCAUAAAAAAACAGGUUUGGAGAGCCUUUACGCCCAAAAUAUAUUGAUGAAUACAAAAUACAGUCGUUUGAUUCAUCCUGAAAGUUGUCAUAUUCAAGUUCAAUUCAUGGAAUAUUGGAAGGUGGAAAAAAGUGUACAAUAGCGGUUAAACAAUAGUCCUAUACAUCUACCCUAAUCCUCACUAAUCAUGGAACUGUAUGACAACGGUCCAGUCGUCGUGAACCGUGCGCCAGGCUCCAGGUUUAACCUGCUACGUGUGGUCUGAGUUCCAUAAUGAUUCAAAUAGGCUAUAUGUCGCACAUUAUUGCACAUCGUUCGCCUAAUAUGAUCCACUAAUGCUAGCGACCCUCAGGAACAACUUGGACGUGACAGAGGAAAUAAAGUUAAACGGAAUGGAAUGAAGCAAAAUGGAUGCUACAAAUGGAAGAAAACUAACACUAAAGUGACAGUUAUAAAUGUAUGUGGGUACUACUGACCGUGGCUCCCCAUAGUGGCUAAUAUUUAACAUGAUAUAAACAUUGUUAAAUAAAAUGGAGAAAAGCCCGGACAUAGGAUAUAAUUAAAUUAUAUCCGCAAUACAUGUCAUGUUGAUAUGAUUUUCAGUUUGCUUCCAUAUGGCUGGUUUCAAAUUAGUCUCCAGGGAUCAUAAGAAAAAAUAAAUCUUAAACAAUUGCUAUGUGUAUUUACAAUCUCUUUUUCCAAACGGAUUACUCAUUUACCUAGCUCUUAUCAAUAGCUCUUAUCAAAUUAUAAAUUACAGUGCAUGGCGAAUGCUGUUAUUUCUAUUGGGGAAAAUAAAGAGAUGCUUUUUCGACAUGGGACCGGCAGGUUCGCUCGACCAUAAUCAUGGUUUCCUCUCGCGUAAAGGUGUUGUAAUUAUGAGGGAAUGAAGUCAAGGUCAGAAUACGGCUUAUCUGUAGACCGUACGGCGCUAACUACAGAGUGUAGUACGUACGGCCCAGUACAUCACUUGGGGCCGAGCUCCCUGCCAUCGGAAUAGGAUUUUAUUGCACUGACAAGACAUGACUCAGGCCUGGACUCUACACAGACCGGUGCGCCAUAACCAAUCAGAGCUGCAGUAGGCCUAUAUGCAAAUAGCAAUUUCCAUACAGUGGGGAAAAUAAGUAUUUAGUCAGCCACCAAUUGUGCAAGUUCUCCCACUUAAAAAGAUGAGAGAGGCCUGUAAUUUUCAUCAUAGGUACACGUCAACUAUGACAGACAAAAUGAGAAAAAAAAAUCCAGAAAAUCACAUUGUAGGAUUUUUAAUGAAUUUAUUAGCAAAUUAUGGUGGAAAAUAAGUAUUUGGUCAAUAACAAAAGUUUCUCAAUACUUUGUUAUAUACCCUUUGUUGGCAAUGACACAGGUCAAACGUUUUCUGUAAAUCUUCACAAGGUUUUCACACACUGUUGCUGGUAUUUUGGCCCAUUCCUCCAUGCAGAACUCCUCUAGAGCAGUGAUGUUUUGGGGCUGUCGCUGGAGAACACAGACUUUCAACUCCCUCCAAAGAUUUUCUAUGGGGUUGAGAUCUGGAGACUGGCUAGGCCACUCCAGGACCUUGAAAUGCUUCUUACGAAGCCACUCCUUCGUUGCCCGGGCGGUGUGUUUGGGAUCAUUGUCAUGCUGAAAGACCCAGCCACGUUUCAUCUUCAAUGCCCUUACUGAUGGAAGGAGGUUUUCACUCAAAAUCUCACAAUACAUGGCCCCAUUCAUUCUUUCCUUUACACAGAUCAGUCGUCCUGGUCCCUUUGCAGAAAAACAGCCCCAAAGCAUAAUGUUUCCACCCCCAUGCUUCACAGUAGGUAUGGUGUUCUUUGGAUGCAACUCAGCAUUCUUUGUCCUCCAAACACGACGAGUUGAGUUUUUACCAAAAGUUAUAUUUUGGUUUUCAUCUGACCAUAUGACAUUCUCCCAAUCCUCUUCUGGAUUAUCCAAAUGCACUCUAGCAAACUUCAGAUGGGCCUGGACAUGUACUGGCUUAAGCAGGGGGACACGUCUGGCACUGCAGGAUUUGAAUCCCUGGCGGCGUAGUGUGUUACUGAUGGUAGGCUUUGUUACUUUGGUCCCAGCUCUCUGCAGGUCAUUCACUAGGUCCCCCCGUGUGGUUCUGGGAUUUUUGUCUUGUGAUAAUUUUGACCCCACAGGGUGAGAUCUUGCGUGGAGCCCCAGAUCGAGGGAGAUUAUCAGUGGUCUUGUAUGUCUUCCAUUUCCUAAUAAUUGCUCCCACAGUUGAUUUCUUCAAACCAAGCUGCUUACCUAUUGCAGAUUCAGUCUUCCCAGCCUGGUGCAGGUCUACAAUUUUGUUUCUGGUGUCCUUUGACAGCUCUUUGGUCUUGGCCAUAGUGGAGUUUGGAGUGUGACUGUUUGAGGUUGUGGACAGGUGUCUUUUAUACUGAUAACAAGUUCAAACAGGUGCCAUUAAUACAGGUAAAGAGUGGAGGACAGAGGAGCCUCUUAAAGAAGAAGUUACAGGUCUGUGAGAGCCAGAAAUCUUGCUUGUUUGUAGGUGACCAAAUACUUAUUUUCCACCAUAAUUUGCAAAUAAAUUCAUUAAAAAUCCUACAAUGUGAUUUUCUGGAGAAAAAAAAUCUCAAUUUGUCUAUCAUAGUUGACGUGUACCUAUGAUGAAAAUUACAGGCCUCUCUCAUCUUUUUAAGUGGGAGAACUUGCACAAUUGGUGGCUGACUAAAUACUUUUCCCCCCAACUGUACAUGGAUUUGUGCCAUUCACUUAGAACUGGACUUUUACAGCAUGAGCGGUCACGAUUAUUAUGCACUUGUUUUGAGAUCAAAGCGAGAGCUGCGUGUAGCCACGUGUGCACAUUUGUUCAUAUUCUUUGCUAGUUAGUGAGUUAUUAGCCCAGUUAUAGCUAAUUUGUAGUAGGUAGGACACCAGAGUGGUGGUAGGCAUGAAGGCGAACUUGGACGAGAACAGAACACCUCUCGUCCCUUUGACGCCAGUAGUGCAGGUGGGAGCACAGGCUUGUUCUUUCGAACCGUGCCAACCAUGGUGAUGUUCCUCUGGAGGAGCUGCUGACCGAGUUCAUAAGAGGUGAAGAAAUUGUCACAUGUGACAUUGCGCCCCCCCCCCCCAAGUCCCUCGGUCACGUCAAACACGACCCGCAGCCCCUGCUUCUUCUCUGGGCCUCCGCCGGUGGGCUUGCUGGUGUAGACUUGCAUCUUCCAGGCGUAGCUGGAUUUCGCGUCGCAGUCCACCCAUGACUUGAUCCCGUAUUUGGCCGGCUUGCUUGGCAUAUACUGCCGGAAAGGACAAUGGCCUUUGGGAUGGGGGGGGGGGACGGGAAAGAAGAGAUUGUUAGCAAUCUUCGUCGCCAAGUGCUACUAUUAUUACUACGAGUGUUGGUGUGUCACAGAACACAGGCACAGAGGUUACGGUCAUCAGAGGUGGUCGUCAGAGGUGGUGGUCAGAGGUGGUGGUCAGAGGUGGUCGUCAGUGGUGGUGGUCAGAGGUGGUGGUCAGUGGUGGUGGUCAGAGGUGGUGGUCAGAGGUGUGUGUGUAAAAGAAACACACAGAAUAAUUUUAUUACGUACACUACCUCUAAAUGAAACCAGUUGCUCGUCCACUGUCACCUCAGGCCCUGGGUUGUAGAGACGCGGCAGCCGCUCCACCCACUUGUCCCACACCUCUCUUAUGGCUGCCAAUUUGUCAGUCGCGUGUCUCGCGGGUCGAACCGUAGCAGUCUCGAGUACGUGUGAAACACUUUGAGUGGCAUGGUGGCACGGAAUAUCACCCUUCCGCUCUCUGCGUCCCACAGACUGGCCGCCGCCUCGCCGCGGGACCUGUACACGCCGGCUAAGAUCAGCAGCCCUAUGUAGGUCGGUCUCGUCCAUCCCUUUCCAGUCGUCUCCGUAUUUUCGAACACCCUCCAGAUUUGUCAUGUCCACCACGAUCUCUUCUAUUGCUUGUGUGAUGAACAGGUGGAACGCUCGACGGCGUGUCACGGGCCUGGCCAACCGCAUACGGCGUAGGUCCGCCGGGGAUCGGGGUCGUCGUCGCCGCCUCAUUCUCUGUCAUCCUGCCCGCUCUCUCGUAUGCCACUGAGGACCAUUUGAUUUGGCUGUUUUUUUGUCAUGAACAUCUCUCCUUCGCCCUCGCACGUUUCCUCCUCUCGCUCUUCCUCUGAACACGAGGACGACGCGGCGAGUUGAAUUCCUCGUCGUCUUCCUCUUCUGACACGUCCUCAGCAUCCUCAGCUUCAUCCUCCUCUUCUUCUUCUUCGUCUUCUUCUUCUUGCUCCAGGUUUGAUGAACAUAUCUGCUCUAGGACCUGUCCGGCGGUGAACAAACGGCCACUCAUCGCUUCGGCCGGCGCCUUGGCUCUGCUGCGUCGACGCAGCCUGUCUUCUUUGGGGAGCCCAAAGCCUCCUUACAUGGUCAGGAGUGUCGACCAACCACGGUCUGUCACUAAUAAUAAUUUUGACCCAAGGACAACGGGACGGUUAUUAUGAAAAAUAUCACUUUUCACCAGGGUGAUGCCACCCAGAGUAGGGAAGCAUAGAAGAGGGUAUUGGAGCCUGAUGGUAUUGGAGCAUUGGAGCCUGAUGGUAUUGGAGCCUGAUGGUAUUGGAGCCUGAUGGUAUUGGAGCCUGACGGUAUUGGAGCCUGACGGUAUUGGAGCCUGAUGGUAUUGGAGCCUGACGGUAUUGGAGCCUGACGGUAUUGGAGCCUGACGGUAUUGGAGCCUGACGGUAUUGGAGCCUGAUGGUAUUGGAGCCUGACGGUAUUGGAGCCUGAUGGUAUUAGAGCCUGACGGUAUUGGAGGCAGGGUGCUCAAAAACUGUGCUAGACAACUCAGUGGCAUAUUUUCCUUGAUCGUCCAGCUGUCACUGCAACAGCAAAGGGUCCUUGUAGUCUGGAAGGAGUCGGUCCCUGUAGUCUGGAAGGAGUCGGUCCCUGUAGUCUGGAAGGAGUCGGUCCCUGUAGUCUGGAAGGAGUCGGUCCCUGUAGUCUGGAAGGAGUCGGUCCCUAUAGUCUGGAAGGAGUCGGUCCCUAUAGUCUGGAAGGAUUCGGUCCCUGUAGUCUGGAAGGAGUCGGUCCCUGUAAUAAUAAUAAUAAUAUGCCAUUUAGCAGACGCUUUUAUCCAAAGCGACUUACAGUCAUGUGCGCAUACAUUUUUACGUAUGGGUGGUCACGGGGAUCGAACCCACUACCCUGGCGUUACAAGCACCAUGCUCUACCAAUUGAGCUACAGAGGACUGGAAGGAGUCAUUGGCAGUACCAGUUGCCAAGGUCAAAUCCCCCCAAAUCUGAAAUGAUUACAGACCUGUAGCCUUUACCUCACUGACCAUGAAAGCCUUUGAACAUAUUGUUAAGGGUGAGAAUAUGGCCAAAGUCCAGGACUGGUAAGACCCAUUGCAGUUUGCUUAUAGGGUUAGGAGAGUGGUGGAAGAAGCUACUAUCACUGUUCUUAACUCUCUCCUGAAACAUCAAUCAAACAGGAAAAAUCGUCAGUACAGAGACAAAGUGGAGUCGCAAUUAACGGCUCAGACAUGAGGCGUAUGUGGCAGGGUCUACAGACAAUAACAGAUUACAAAGGGAAAACCAGCCACGUCACGGACACCAACGUCUUGCUCCCAGACAAGCUAAACACCUUUGCCUGCUUUGAGGAUAACACAGUGCCAUCGACGCGGCCCGCUCCCAAGGACUGUGGGCUCUUGUUCUCCGUGGCCGACGUGAGUAAGACAUUUAAGCGUGUUAACCCUCACAAGGCUGCCGGCCCAAACGGCAUCCCUAGCCGCGUCCUCAGAACAUACGCAGACCAGCUGGCUGGAGUGUUUACAGAUAUAUUCAAUCUCUCCCUAUCCCAGUCUGCUGUCCCCACUUGCUUCAAGAUGUCCACCAUUGUUCCUGUACCCAAGAAAGGAAAGGUAACUGAACUAAAUGACUAUUGCCCCGUAGCACUCACUUCUGUCAUCAUGAAGUGCUUUGAGAGGCUAGUUAAGGAUCAUAUCACCUCUACAAUUGAGAGCAUCCUGUCGGGCUGUAUCACCGCCUGGUACGGCAACUGCACCGCCCGCAACCGCAGGGCUCUCCAGAGAGUGGUGCGGUCUGCCCAACGCAUCACCGGGGGCACACUGCCUGCCCUCCAGUACACCUACAGCACCUGGUGUCACAGGAAGGCCAAAAAGAUAAUCAAGGACAUCAACCACCCGAGCCACGGCCUGUUCACCCCGCUAUCAUCCAGAAGGCGAGGUCAGUACAAGUGCAUCAAAGUUGGGACCGAGAGACUGAAAAACAGCUUCUAUCUCAAGGCCAUCAGACUGUUCAAUAGCCAUCACUAGCCGGCUACUACCCGGCUACUCAACCCUGCACCUUAGAGGCUGCUGCCCUAUGUACAUAGACAUGGAAUCACUGGUCACUUUAAUAAUGGAACACUAGUCACUUUAAUAAUGUUUACAUACUGCUUUACUCAUUUCAUAUGUAUAUACUGCAUUCUAUUCUACUGUAUUUGAGUCAAUGCCACUCCGACAUUGCUCGUCCUAAUAUUUAUAUAUUUAUAUAUUUCUUAAUUCCAUUAUUUUACUUUUAGAUUUGUGUGUAUUGUUGUGAAUUGUUAGAUAUUACCGCCGCUGUUGGAGCUGGGAACACAAGCAUUUCGCUAAACCCGCGAUAACAUCUGCUAAACAAGUGUACCAAUAACAUUUGAUUUGAUUUGAGGGACGUAAGACCCGUGCCAGACUACUGUUUGUUGUCACCAAGAGGCUGCGUCCUUUCCCCUCUGUUGUACUGUGAUUAAUAACGACUCUAGACAUGUUAUUACGUUUGCAGACCACUCGGUUAUCGUUAGUCUUUUACAGGAUGAGGAGGUGAGCCAUGGGCCAGUGGUGAAGGAAUUUGUAGGAUGGUGUGACCGCUCCUACUUAGAACUUAAUGUCAAGAAAACCAAGGAUAGGGCUAUUGAUUUCCGGAGGAGCUCACUGUCACCGAUACAGACUGAUAGAUGGUGAGCCAGUGGAGACUGUUGACCGAUACAGAUAUCUUGGCACUUUUCCUUGACAGCCAAUGUUAUCUGUGCAAAGGGAAUGCUAUUUGUGCAAAGGGAAAUCAGCGCUUGUUCUUCCUGAGGGAACUCCGCAGUUUCUGGGUGAAUAAGACGCUGAUGACCAUAUUUUACAGAUCGUUCAUUGAAUCCAUUGUAGCAUUCAAUAUGAUCUGCUGUUUUGGCAAUCUUAAACUUAAAGAGUAAGAACAGGCUUUUUAACAUUGUUAAACUAAGUAGCAGGGAUCAUUGGUUGGAACUGAACUGGCCUUUCUGACCUGUAUCAGCCAUCCAUUCUGAGGGACUCCCAGCAUUCCUUAUUUGAUUAAUUUACGUUGCUUCCCUCAGAGAUCAGAUACAGGCUAAACUCCCAUUCAUGCCAGCUGCUAUCAGCUUUCUCAAUAAGAUGUAGUAGUACUGUUAGUUGUGUACAUAUUGCUGUGUAUUGUUCUUCUGUAUAUUUAUUGUAAUGUGUUCGAUAUGUUUUUACUACCUGCUGCAAAAUAAUUUGCCCCCCCCCCGGGGAUAAUAAAGACUGUACUCUACUAGCAUGUUGUGAUGAGGUGGUGUUGAAGGAGUCAGGCGCAGGAGGGUCAAUCACAGAAACAGGCUUUAAUCCGAAAAAUACAGGUUACGCAGAAAUGCGUCAAACACACUCCAGGGCACAAAACAGGUGCACUGGAAAAUACAAGACACAAGGGUAAAAUACUCCCGUCGAUACAAAAUACAAGAGCUCCACCGAGCUUCACUAACCUCCACAACAAACAAUCACCCACAAGGACAAGGGGACAAGGGGACACUUAUACACAGACUAAUUAGGGGAAUAGAACCAGGUGUGUGUGAUGGACAAGACAAUUGUGAUGAUGAUUGGGGCGGCAGUGGUUAGUACUCCGGUGACGACGAACGCCGAAGCCUGCCCGAACAAGGAGGGGAAGUCGUGACACGUGUAAUCAGUGUUUUCAUUUGCGUGUGUGUGUAAAGACGUGUUAACACGUUGACUGUGUCUCUCCAAGUACUUGUCCGUCAAAUACCCAGUCAGCUAACAGCAGGGGUUCUCUCCUCCUCCUCCUCCUCCUCCUCCUCCUCCUCCUCCUCUCCUCCAGAGAAGGCUAGAUGCUUGUCGAAGCUGCUGAGGCAACAUGGAGAUGAGCUACAGUAAUGUCUCUCAGAAGAAGACUUUGUCCUCUGUCUAAGCACUUUGGGCUGGUUUCCUGGACACAGAUUAACCCUAGUCCUGUACCUACAGUAAAAGCAUACUCAAUGCAGAUUAUCCAUUAAAAGUGCUUUUUGGUCUAGGAAUUGGCCUUAUCAUGGUCUGGGAAACUGUCCUUGUCACGCCCUGACUCAGGGGACUCUUGUAUGUUGAGUCAGGGUGUGGAUAUUCUAUGUUUUAUUUUCUAUGUUUGUGAUCUAGGUUUUGUAUUUCUAUGUUUGGCCGGGUGUGUUUCCCAAUCAGAGACAGCUGUCGCUCGUUGUCUCUGAUUGGGGAUCAUACUUAGGCAGCCUAUUGGCAAUUAUGGGUUGUGGGAUCUUGUUCCGUGUUUAGGCUAGUUUUUGUGUUCAGCCUUUGGACUUCACGUUUGGUUUGGUUUGUUGUUUUGUCGUGUGUUUAUCGUUGAAAUAAACAUGUAUGCAUAUCACGCUGCGCCUUGGUCUGACCCGUCCUUAAACGAACGUGACAAUCCUUUUUAUUGUUUCGCGAAGCAGCGAUAAAGUGUUCUACUUUAAAAGAGGGUUUUGAGUCUGAAGUCAAGCUUUACAGUGCAGAACAAUUGGGAUCAAUCAAGUUGAUCGGCAGAUGUUAGAGGAUAAUUUAAUGGUUCAAUAAUUGGAGCUGGCAUGUGCUGCUAUAGUCAUCGACUAACUAGAAUUAUCCAAGUAUGGAAGUCAGCAAAGCAGCGAAGCCAUUCUUUCUAGGGCUGUCCCCGACAAAAAAAAAUCUUGCCCGACCGAAAGUCAUCUGUUAAUUUGACCAAUUAUCUGUUCUUUCGUCCAAUCGAUUGGUUGAUUUUUUUAAACGUGUAUUUUUCCAUGUAUAGACACACCCUAUGUGUUUUAAUCAAAUCAACUAUAUGCAUUGAGCUUGUCUGACGCUUUAAGCGCACUGUUUGAUGAAAUAAGACACAAAUGCCUCGAGGGAGCCAGAGAUGUAGAUAACCAGAAGAAAAGAACCUGACCCAACCAUUCUCCUCCCUCUCCAGGUGGCUUUCGCAGAUUCUGCCGUUACUCUCCUGAAGUUGCCUGUAAUAGUCUACAAGAAGAGUCUGCAACCUUUCUAAUGUGGAAUGACAAAUUAUCUGACCAUUUCUACGGAUCUGAUUGCCAGUUAUGGUUUUCAUAUGCACAUUUUCGUGGAAGAGUUUCAUUUAAUUUAUAAUAACGUCUUGUCAUGUGAUUAAUCAAAAUUCUAUCCAAAUCUAAAUGAAAUGAUGCAAACCUAAAAAAGUAACUUCUAUUGCCAUUGCCAACAAUGUAAACAAUACAGCCUUCAGGUAGAAAAUAUCCUGAUAAAAAAUAAAUAUCCUAUAAAUCACGUUGGCUAUGCAUGGCCUGUCUGCAAUGAACCUGAAACAUUGUAUCAACUAUCAACUUGGGUCAGGCCUGAAGCUUGAGCUAGCAAACUUGCAACAUUGCAUAAAAUAUUCUGGGCCCUCAGAGUUUCCCCGUCAGUGAGCUCGGGACAGACAGCUGUAGGCUAUUUGCGCAAGGGAUAAGAAGCAGUGCUUGACUUGGGCAGGAGCUCACCGGACCUGAGUACCGGCACCUCACAUGUUCUACCGCUUGAGCUCCUGCACCUCUUAUAGAAUAUUAGCUCAAAAGUAUUGUGGAGCUCCUACACCUAAAUAUAAACAGUACCGGCACCCAAAAUGAGUACCGGGCCCUAUUUCAGUCCAAGUCAAGCACUGGUAGGCCUAUUUUAUGACGUUUCCACCGGAUCAGAGCAGGACAUUUUUACCUUUCAUGCUGAGUGGUUAUCGAAAGGUAGAGAGCUGGAAAGCUUUUUCAAAUACAUUGAGGAACUAUUGUAAAUCUCAAUAGAUGUAAAAACAGACUUCGUUCGCUUGCUGUUUUGAGGUGAAGAAAACAUUACUUUUGAGAAGCUCCACAGCUCAUUAGUGGUGGUGCGUUAAGCCAAUCAGAAAUACUAUCAGAUCCCCAAAUGGGCACAUUUAUAUACCUACAUUUGCACGCAGGCCAGGCAGCCUAUAGGCCAUGCGUUGGUGUCCUUACUCAACAUUGACAGGAGCGCUCCAAACAAAAGACAAUGACUAAAUUGGCAAAACUCGUAAAUGGAAGGAAAUAAACCUAAAUGUGUUAUUCACAAGUGUAGCGUAGGUUGUGCGCUCUGCAAACAACGUGUCCCACUCCGACAAUGACAACAGGAAGACUGGAAUAAUAAUAUUGAAUGCAUUAACAGAAAUUACCGUAACCAAAGUAACAAACACUGUAGAAUAGAAAUGAUAGGAAUUAACGGUAACUGUACUGCUGGUGAUGCAUGUAAUGGGGAAUUGAUAGACACUAACAAUCGAACGCAAACAAUUCACACAAUGAAGUUAUAAAACAAUGAAUGCACAAAUUGGCGGGAGAGAGUGCAUUCUGGGCGCUGGUCAAUCCGAGGUCUGCAUUGGCCAUGCAGCAUUUACAGUGAAAUGGCCUCAGCAGAAAUCAGGGCAUUCAUACUUCUUGCGCUUCACCGAGCAGUGCAGAGCUGUUGUAAAGGAAGUGAGUUUCUGUUUAUACAGGAUGUACCGCCCCCACCUACCGUCAACCAAUCAUGUCAAUGCAGAGCUAUACAGAGCCCUCCGAGUUGUUACAAAAUUUGGGAGGUGCAUGGCGAUGCGGUAAUGAGCUCGAUUUGGCCUCUGCAUGCCUCUGUUGGUCAACUGAGAUUUGUAUAUAUAUAUGUACAGUGAGGGGAAAAAAGUAUUUGAUCCCCUGCUGAUUUUGUACGUUUUACCACUGACAAAUAAAUGAUUUAUUUGAACAGUGAGAGACAGAAUAACAACAACAAAAUCCAGAAAAAUGCAUGUCAAAAAUGUUAUAAAUUGAUUAUAACAUUUGGAUAUGGAGGACAGAUAUGGAUAAUUGAUAUUUUACAUUCAUUUUAGUCAUUUAGCAGACACUCUUAUCCAGAGCGACUUACAGGAGCAAUUAGGGUUAAGUGCCUUGCUUAAGGGCACAUCGACAGAUUUGUCACCUAGUCGGCUCAGGGAUUAGAACCAGCAACCUUUCGAUUACUGGCACAACGCUCUUACCCCCUAAGCUACCUGCCGCCCAGGAUAGAUAUGAUAUGGAUAGAGAGGAUUGAUAUGGAUAGAGAGGAUUGAUAUGGAUAGAGAGGACUGAUAUGGAUAGGGAUAAUUGAGUCACGGUAAUUAGGCUUCUCCAAGACUGCACUAUGAUGGCCACUAAUGGUCAUUAGCAGCCUACCAAACGGCCAGUCGCUAAUGGCCUGGUACUCAGUGCUCCAUUGUCCCUCAAAUUUUUCUGACAUCAAUGCAAAUGCAAUCGAAAAUCUAAUCACACACUUCAUGAGAGCCCUGGCAUUCAGAGUUUGAGCGGAAAAGGAUCACCUGUUGUGCAGUGAGUCAGCUCCUCAUAGCUGGUUGGUGCAUGGAGUUAAAUAAGUGUUCCUAUAAACUCAAGUAACAUUUCUAUAGGCUAUGCUAUGUAAUUGCUUGAGAAAACAGAGGUUUGUUGGCCUCUAUUAAAAAUAGGAGGAUCCAAUCAUAUUUCUAUAGGCUGGGCCUACUAUAUUUAUCUGUAAACUUUCCUAAUAUUAAGCACAUUGCUUUGCUUUACAACCGGAAUAGCCUACCUGGCUGGCAUGAAAAUGAACUACGGGAAAAGCGUCCUCCAGUUGCUAUUGAAGUCGUCUUUUUUCCCCCUGCCCCUGUUCCAACAGGUGCAUGAAAUUGGCCCCUUCUAAAUCAAAAUUUAAUUUAACACAUAUAUGAUUUAGUAUACAGUGAGGGAAAAAAGUAUUUCAUCCCCUGCUGAUUUUGUACGUUUGCCCACUGAGAAAGAAAUGAUCAGUCUAUAAUUUUAAUGGUAGGUUUAUUUGAACAGUGAGAGACAGAAUAACAAACCAAAAAAUCCAGAAAAACGCAUGUCAAAAAUGUUAUGAAUUGAUUUGCAUUUUAAUGAGGGAAAUAAGUAUUCGAACCCUCUCAAUCAGAAAGAUUUCUGGCUCCCAGGUGUCUUUUAUACAGGUAAUGAGCUUAGUUGAGUCUCAGUUUGUUACCUGUAUAAAAGACACCUAUCCACAGAAGCAAUCAAUCAAUCAGAUUCCAAACUCUCCACCAUGGCCAAGACCAAAGAGCUUUCCAUGGAUGUCAGGGACAAGAUUGAAGACCUACACAAGGCUGGAAUGGGCUACAAGACCAUCGCCAAGCAGCUUGGUGAGAAGGUGACAACAGUUGGUGCGAUUAUUCGCAAAUGGAAGGAACACAAAAGAACUGUCAAUCUCCCUCGGCCUGUGGAUCCAUGCAAGAUCUCACCUCGUGGUUGCAAUGAUCAUGAGAACAGUGAGGAAUCAGCCCAGAACUACACGGGAGGAUCUUGUCAAUGAUCUCAAGGCAGCUGGGACCAUAGUCACCAAGAAAACAAUUGGUAACACACUACGCCGUGAAGGACUGAAAUCCUGCAGCGCCCGCAAGGUCCCCCUGCUCAAGAAAGCACAUAUACAUGCCCGUCUGAAGUUUGCCAAUGAACAUCUGAAUGAUUCAGAGGAGAACUAGGUGAAAGUGUUGUGGUCAGAUGAGACCAAAAUUGAGCUCUUUGGCAUCAACUCAACUCGCCGUGUUUGGAGGAGGAGGAAUGCUGCCUAUGACCCCAAGAACACCAUCCCCACCGUCAAACAUGGAGGUGGAAACAUUAUGCUUUGGGGGUGUUUUUCUGCUAAGGGGACAGGACAACUUCACCGCAUCAAAGGGACGAUGGACGGGGCCAUGUACCGUCAAAUCUUGGGUGAGAACCUCCUUCCCUCAGCCAGGGCAUUGAAACUGGGUCGUGGAUGGGUAUUCCAGCAUGACAAUGACCCAAAACACACGGCCAAGUCAACAAAGGAGUGGCUCAAGAAGAAGCACAUUAAGGUCGUGGAGUGGCCUAGCCAGUCUCCAGAUCUUAAUCCCAUAGAAAAUCUGUGGAGGGAGCUGAAGGUUCGAGUUGCCAAACGUCAGCCUCGAAACCUUAAUGACUUAGAGAAUAUCUGCAAAGAGGAGUGGGACAAAAUCCCUCCUGAGAUGUGUGCAGGCCUGGUGGCCAACUACAAGAAACGUCUGACCUCUGUGAUUGCCAACAAGGGUUUUGCCACCAAGUACUAAGUCAUGUUUUGCAGAGGGGUCAAAUACUUAUUUCCCUCAUUAAAAUGCAAAUCAAUUUAUAACAUUUUUGACAUUUUUGAUUCUGUCUCUCACUGUUCAAAUAAACCUACCAUUAAAAUUAUAGACUGAUCAUGUCUUUGUCAGUGGGCAAACGUACAAAAUCAGCAGGGGAUUAAAUACUUUUUUCCCUCACUGUAUGUAGAGACAUGAUUACAUUGAGAAUAGUCUGAUUGGUGAGAAUAUUAUCACUUGUGAAUGAUGCCCAACAUGUGCAGUCUAAGGCAAGAAACAGAGCGUGCAUUUUUUCCCCCAACUUUUUGAAAUCAAAGUCACAUGCAUCAUGUAGCCUAGCCCAUAGGCCUAUGUUUUUGUGUGUGUGUGUGUAUUUUACCCCCUUUUUCUCCCCAAUUACGAUCUUGUCUUAUCGCUGCAACUCCCACCAACAGGCUCGGGAGACGAAGGUCGAGUCGUCCUUCGAAACAUGACCCGCUAAACACCCUCCCUGCUUAACCCGGAAGCCAGCCGCACCAAUGUGUCGGAGGAAACACCGUUCAACUGACAACCGAGGUCAGCCUGCAGGCGCCUGGCCCGCCACAACGAGUCUCUAGAGCGCGAUGAGCCAAGGAGAGAGAGCGAGAGAGAGACGUGCCCUCCAUUUGUCUAGCUAACCAUCUAACCAUUUGCGGCGCCUGAAAAUUUAAGUGCUUGUGGCUCAUAAUCUAAUUUAACCACCCUCCCCACCCCCUCUCCACUCCCUGACCCCUCUCCCCACCCCCUCUCCCCACACCUUCUCCCCAGCCCUUCUCCACUCCCUGCCCCCUCUCCCCACACCUUCUCCCCAGCCCCUCUCCCCUCUCCACUCCCCCCCCCCCUUCCCCCCUUUCCCCCCCUGCCCCUCCCCUCUCCCCUCUCCACUCCCUGCCCCCCUCCCCUCUCCACUCCCUGUCCCCUCUCCCCCCACCUUUUCCCCACCCCCCCUCCCCCCUCCACCCCUGUCCCCCCUUCCCCCCCCCUUUUCCCCCCCCCCCUCCCCUCCCCCCCUGUCCCCCCUCCCCAACCCUCUCCCCACCCCCCUUCCCCCCUCCCUCCCGCCCCCUCCCCCUCUCCACUCCUGCCCCCUCUCCCCCCUUUCCCCCCUUUCCCCUCCCUGCCCCCUCUCCCUCUCCCCCCCCCCCCCCCCUUCCCCCCCUCUCCCCUCCACUCCCUGCCCCCUCCCCCCCUCCCCUCUCCAUCCUGCCCCCCCCCCCCUCCCCUCCCCCCUCCGCCCCCCUCUCCCCUUCCCCUCUCCACUCCCCGCCCCCUCCCCCUUCCCCUCUCCACUUCCUGCCCCCCUCCCCCUUCCACCCUGCCCCCCUCCCCUCUCCCCCUCCCCGCCCCCCUCCCCCCCCCCUCUCCACUCCUCCCCCUUGCCCCCUCUCCCCACACCUUCUCCCCACCCCCUCUCCACUCCCUGCCCCCUCUCCCCAACCCUUCCCCCCCCCUCUCCCUCCCCUCCCCUCCCCACACCUCUCCCCACCCCCUCUCCCUCCCUCCCCCUCUCCCCUCCCCCACUCCCUGCCCCCGUCUCCCCCCCCCUCUCCCCACCCCCUCCCCUCCCUCCCCCUCUCCCCACCCCUCUCCCCACCCCGUCUCACUCCCCCCCCUCUCCCCUCCUGCCCCCCUCUCCCCCCGCCUUCUCCCCCACCCCUCUCCCUCCCUGCCCCCUCUCCCUCUCCCACUCACCUCCUCCCCUCUCCCCACCCCCUCUUCCCCACCCCCCUCUCCACUCCCUUCCCCCUCUCCCACACUCCUUCUUCCCCCCCCCCUCCCCUCCCUUUCCCCCUCUCCCCCUCUCCACUCAUCCCUCCCCCCCUCUCCCCCCCCACCCUCGUCCCACCCCCCACCUCUUCCCUCCCUUCCCCCUCUCCCCCACCUUCCCCUCUCCCCACCCCCUCUCCCCUCUCCCUCCCUUUCCCCCUCCCCUCUCCCUCCCUCCCAUCCUCCCCUCCCCCUCUCCCCUCUCCACUCCCUGUCCCCUCUCCCCAUCCCCGUCCCUCUCCCCCUGUACAUUUUUUAAUUUUAGUCAUUUAGCAGACGCUCUUAUCCAGAGCGACUUACAGUUAGUGAGUGCAUACAGUUUCAUACUGUACAGUACAGAGAGUGCUGUGAUUGGUUUAGGGAAAGAAGAAGAGUGGCAGGGUAAUAUAAAAAAUCCACACAUUAUUGUGAUUCGCUGCUUCCCUCCUUCCUCCACAUUUCUAAAGCACUAGCUGUGACUGUGAGUUCUGAGCAACAACACAAAGUCUUAAGUGCUCUCCCGGCAGCUCUGUGUCGCUAUAAGAAGCUCGGUGUGACACUGGGUACAAUUCAGUUAGGUUUAGGAAUACAGUACAUCACACAAAGGCAUUGGGCUGUUAUGGAGAUGAACCAUGACAAGGUGGCGAUGCGGUGGUGAUCUGGAUGUGUUCCUGAUGUACAGCGGUUAAACCGUGUUUUAAUCAUUCACACUUGUGUUCAACAAGAUCUGUGCCUUGCAAAAGUAUUCAUCCCCCUUGGCGUUUUUCCUAUUUUGUUGCAUUACAACCUGUAAUUUAAAUUUAUUUUUUAUUUUUAUUUCAUGUAAAUGGACAUACACAAAAUAGACCAAAUUGGUGAAGUGAAAUGAACAAAAUAAAUAACAGAAAACUGGUGCGUGCAUAUGUAUUCACCCCCUUUGCUAUGAAGCCCCUAAAUAAGAUCUGGUGCAACCAAUUACCUUCAGAAGUCACAUAAUUAGUUAAAUAAAGUCCACCUGUGUGCAAUCUAAGUGUCACAUGAUCUGUCACAUGAUCUCAGUAAAUGUACACCUGGGGGGGGGGGGGGGGGGUGAAUAGUUAUGCUCGCUCAAGUUUUCUGUUUUCUUGUUUUAUUUGUUGUUUGUUUCACCCCAAAAAAUGUUUGGCAUCUUCAAAGUGGUAGGCAUGUUGUGUAAAUCAAAUGAUACAAACCCCCCAAAAAUCCAUUUAAAUUCCAGGUUGUAAGGCAACAAAAUAGGAAAAAUGCCAAGGGGGGUGAAUACUUUCGCAAGCCACUGUAUGUAUACUGUAGGAACCACACAUGCGGAGAUCCAUUCACCUACUCUGCGUCUCACAAAGACACAGCGGUUGGAACCAAAAAUCUCAAAUAUGGACUCAUCAGACCAAAGGACAGAUUUUCACCAGUCUAAUGUCAGUUUCUCGUGUUUCUUGGUUCAAGCAAGUCUCUUCUUCUUAUUGGUGUCCUUUAGUAGUGGUUUCUUUGCAGUAAUUCGACCAUGAAGGCCGAUUCACACAUUCUCCUCUGAACAGUUGAUGUUGAGAUGCGUCUGUUACUUGAACUCUGUGAAGCAUUUAUUUGGGCUGCAAUUUCUGAGGCUGGUAACUCUAAUGAACUUAUCCUCUGCAGCAGAGGUAACUCUGGGUCUUCCAUUCCUGUGGUGGUCCUCAUGAGAGCCAGUUUCAUCAUAGAGCUUGAUGGUUUUUGCGACUGCACUUGAAGAAACUUUCAAAGUUCUUGACAUUUUCCGGAUUGACUGACCUUCAUCUGUUAAAUUAAUGAUGGACUGUCGUUUCUCUUUGCUUAUUUGAGCUGUUCUUGCCAUAAUAUGGACUUGGUCUUUUACCAAAUUGGCACACCUGUUAAUUGAAAUGCAUUCCAGGUGACUACCUCAUGAAUCUGUUUGAGAGAAUGCCAAGUGUGUGCAAACCUGUCAUCAAGGCAAAGGGUGGCUACUUUGAAGAAUCUCAAAUAUAACAUAUAUUUUGAUUUGUUUAACACUUUUAUUGUUACAACAUGAUUCCUUAUGUGUUAUUUCAUAGUUUUGAUGUCUUCGCUAUUAUUCUACAAUGUAGAAAAUAGUACAAAUAAAGUAAAGUCCUGGAAUGAGCAGGUGUGUCCAAACCUUUUGACUGGUACUGUAUAACCAUACGCUUAUUGCGUGAGGAGACUUUUGUUGUUCUUUGUUCUUUAAUCUAAAGUUAACUAGACACAGCAAAACGUUUUGCAGAUCAAUAACAUAAUAGUCACUAACAACAGUCGUAUGUUUGUAUCCACUAAUUGCUUAGUCAUUCAUUAUUAUGGUUUUAAAUGGAAAACCUACCUGGUGGGGGGUGCUAUUAUUAAGGAAGGUUCAUUAGUAACUGUGUGUGUGUGUGUGUGUGUGUAACCUGAACAGGUGUUGGGAGUCGAUAGUGGCAGAGAGAAAGAGGUGACACCUUUGAAGCGUGACACAAUCUUGGGCCACAGUUACGUCAUUUAGCAGACGCUCUUAUCCAGAGCAACUUACAGUUCAAUGAGUGCAUAUAUUUUCAUACUGGCCCCCCCCCGUGGGAAUCGACCCCACAACCCUGGCGUUGCAAGCGCCAUGCUCUACCAACUGAGCUACACAGGACUAUACCUUGAAUAGCUUGCGGGAAUGGCAUCCACAAUUGCAGUGAUGUGUGUGUGUGUGUAUGCAUACGUGUGUGUGUGUGUGUGUGUGUGUGUGUGUGUGUAUGCAUACAUGUGUGUGUGUGUGUGUAUGCAUACGUGUGUGUGUGUGUGUGUGUGCUCAGGGCCGACACUUCAGAAAUGAUACCUGAUGGUUUUGUAUGUAGCUUUAUAAUACCAGGCUGAACGUACAUGUUUUCUGAGUGCUGCUAAGAGCACUUGACAUGAAUUACUGCACUAGAAUGUGCUCUUAGUUUCACCAAAGUGGACUCUUUCGCUGCAAUUCAUUUAAUUGUACUGCAUGGCAGAGUGAUCGUUGGAGAAUGCUGACUAAUGAUGAGCAAUUCACCUUGCUGAGACCUUUUCUUACUCCCUCUACUUGACUUCAACUGAACAUCACAGCUGUUGUUUUUGUUUAACGAGAUCGGAUCUUAUUUGUGUACUAUUUUUAAAAACAACAGGGAAUGUAGAGAUGAAGAUAGAUCGAUUGUAGUGGGGCUCAGACAAGAAUGGCUCAAACUCUGAGUCAGCUCAAACUCCCAUUGCCAGGGGGAUAUGUAGUCCUGAGUUGGCUCAAACCCCCAUUGCCAGGGGGAUAUGUAGUCCUGAGUUGGCUCAAACCCCCAUUGCCAGGGGGAUAUGUAGUCCUGAGUCAGCUCAAACCCCCAUUGCCAGGGGGAUAUGUAGUCCUGAGUUGGCUCAAACCCCCAUUGCCAGGGGGAUAUGUAGUCCUGAGUUGGCUCAAACCCCCAUUGCCAGGGGGAUAUGUAGUCCUGAGUCAGCUCAAACCCCCAUUGCCAGGGGGAUAUGUAGUCCUGAGUUGGCUCAAACCCCCAUUGCCAGGGGGAUAUGUAGUCCUGAGUCAGCUCAAACCCCCAUUGCCAGGGGGAUAUGUAGUCCUGAGUUGGCUCAAACCCCCAUUGCCAGGGGGAUAUGUAGUCCUGAGUUUGCUCAAACCCCCAUUGCCAAGGAAAUAUGUAGUCCUGAGUUGGCUCAAACCCCCAUUGCCAGGGGGAUAUGUAGUCCUGAGUUGGCUCAAACCCCCAUUGCCAGGGGGAUAUGUAGUCCUGAGUCAGCUCAAACCCCCAUUGCCAGGGGGAUAUGUAGUCCUGAGUUGGCUAUGCUUUCACUAGACCAGACUCCGUCACAAGAAAGUCACGACUUUAAACUGA
Coregonus sp. 'balchen' is the source of this 25131-nucleotide messenger RNA. The record is from the annotation of a GenBank genome assembly. Lineage: Eukaryota; Metazoa; Chordata; Actinopteri; Salmoniformes; Salmonidae.